Cavia porcellus (domestic guinea pig) is the source of this 11256-nucleotide messenger RNA. RefSeq names its product progestin and adipoQ receptor family member 5 (gene Paqr5). Gene Ontology annotation, molecular function: signaling receptor activity. NCBI's taxonomy places the organism in Eukaryota, Metazoa, Chordata, Mammalia, Rodentia, Caviidae. The record is from RefSeq and is a predicted model, not a curated record. Gene Ontology annotation, cellular component: membrane. The transcript is spliced from 9 exons. Bases 7062 to 8099 code for a protein of 345 amino acids.
CCCCAGAUGGCUUGUUUGGAGAUGUUAAUGUUCACUGUCCCUCCUGUCCUGACCCCCGUGGGGCAGCUGCUCUACCUUGGUUUCCCCCCUGUUGGUGUGGCUGUGUGUCCUGGCCUGACCCGGCGCGCCUGGCGUUGGCUCAGAGCCCUCCCAGCAGUGGCUGUGUAUCUCACUCUUCCUUCAGGAGCAGCCCUCACCCUGAGCACACAGUAGGUCCAAGAGGUCUGCUGGAUCAAAAAUGUGGUGCACCAGCUCUCAGGGAAGCUGAGGCAGGAGAAUGACAAGGUCAAGCCCAGCCUGGGCAGCGUCGUGACUUAGCAAGACCUGGUCCCAAGAUAAAGACUAAGAAGGGGCCUGGGGCUGUAGCUCAGGGAAAGGCGCAGGGUUCAAUCCCUAGCAAAAGACAAGGGAAAACUUUACAGGCAGAGAAACUGCUCAAAUUGAUAAGAAAUGGAGUGUUUGGCUCCUGAGAGACAGGCAGUGUGUUUCACUGCUGGUCAGGCAGUGGGAAGGCCUGGAAUGGUGUUAAAGACUCUGCUGUCCCCUUAGUUGGGACUUAUGGGCUCUGCCUGGGGUGCUGGGAAGGUCUGAUAUCUACACUAAUUCCCAGUUAGACCCAAGUUAUUGUGAAGCCGGCACCAUCCCUGCUGCAGGUCCAUAGAUGAUGGGGAACAUUGGCUUCUGGCCCUGGUCCAGCAUUGACCAUAAGCCUCUUUUUCCAUUGUCUAUGUGGUUUGCCAAACCAGAGUUGGAACAUACUUGCUGAGCCUGAAGUUGGGGGAGGGACUCCAGAAGUUGGGUCUUGAAGGAUAUAAUAGAAGUUUUCCAGCUUUGGGGCAGCCCUGAGGUGGAAGGUGUCAAGGCAAUGGAGACAGCAGAAUAUGGCUCCCCUUGAAGAAAUGACUCCUAGAGAGAGAGAGGCCCUGGCCUGAUACCCAGCUUCACGCUUGGAUGUCCCUCAUCCUGGUGCUGUCAGCCAUGGCAAACGGAAAAGUACGGCGUUGCGACAUGAUGUGAGUCAGCCAUCCCUGACCCUGGCGCCCACCCCGGGGAGACGCUGGGAAGUGACGUAGGUUGGCAGUGGGGGGUCAGUGGACGCUAGAGAUGCGGUCACUGUUGACCCUGAGUGGGGGGAGAAAGUGUCCCCAGAGCCGCACCCAAGCCUCGUCCUGCCCCCGUGGGUCCUGACUUGGGCUGGGCUCUGCAGAGUCACAGCCCCUGUGACUCGGACAUUGGAGCUUCUGUGCGCUCUGCGACCUGGGUCCACCUGUCUAAGCCCCUGUGGGCCUUGGCUGGAGCCCCUCCAUCCCAAAAUAGCAGCUUCUUCCAGGUGGCCCUGGUCCCCUGGUCCCCACCUAGCUGGCUUCAGGAUUGCUGCUGCCCUUCUGAACUGGAACAGAGGCUCAUUAAGCUGUCCAGGCCGGGUCAAGUUUGAGAUCCUCCUGCCUCAGUCUCCCCGAGUGCAGGGAUUGUGAGUAUGCACCACCGAGCAUGGCUGCCAGCCCAGGUCCCUGCUGGGGGACUCAGCUUCUCAGCCUCCCGCGGUCCUCUCUCUCUUUGCCCUGGGCAGGGACACAGGAAGUGAAUCACCCAUGCCCACAGGGGCCUGCGCUGACCUACACUGCUGGGUUUAUUUUGUUUAUUCCUCCAAGUUAGCUGUUUAUUAACUCUGCCCACGGGAUCCCUUCUGACCUUGGGGUUUCAAGACUGUGGAGCAGAGCAGGGUUGUUAAUGAAUCUCAGGAGUUGGCCACUGUUUUUAUUUAUUUAUUUAUUUAUUUUUUGGUACUGAGGAUCGAACUCAUGACCUUGUGCUUGCCAGGGGAGCGCUUAAGCCCAGCUGAUUUUCUUUCUUGAGCCUGGGCCCCACAGCACUGUCUAGGCCUGGCCUUGACCUUGCAGCGUGGGUGGGGGUUCUCUUGUUCUGUUUUGGUUCUUUCUUUUUUUCUUUCUUUCUUUCUUUUUUUAAAUUUUUUGAGACAGGGUCUUGCUAUGCAGUUCAGGCUGGCCUUGAAGUCACUUUGUAGCCCAGGCUGGUCUCCAAUACGUAAUAAUCCUCCUGCCUCAGCCUCCCGAGUGCUAGGAUUACAGGUGCGCACCACCAUGUUCUGUGGCUUCGUCUUUUUGUCACUGUGGCAAAGUACACGGAUCCUGAAGGACGCUGCUUGGACCCUGUCAGCUGCGCCCGUCCUCACCAGGCUGGAAAUGUGCUCUUUGCUCUGCGCUGGCACCUCCUCUGUGGCCACAUCUGUUCCACCCUCCCCCAGCAGAAGCAUCCAGCCUCAGUCCCCAGCGGUUCUGCUUUCUGUCUCCCCACAUUGACUGCUGGAGGUCCUGGUGUGCGGCUGUUUUCUGUUGCUAAUAACACAGGACCGCAGGCCGUGCCAGCCAAAACAGGGUUAUCCUCAAGCCAGGUGUGGUGGCACCCGACUGUCAUCCCAGCACACAGGAGGCUUCAAGGCCAGCCUGGAUUACACCGUGAGACCCUUAAAAAAGUCUCCAGACAUUUUCCCCUGGGGGCAAAUUGAGACCCCUUGAUUAGGAGCCAGGAAAGGUCCCCUGAGGAAAGGAUGUCACGCUGACCUCGGGAAGAAGGAGGAGAACCCCUUCCACAGAGGCUCAGGAGGGGUGGGGAGGGGUGUUGUCCUCGGCCUUCAGUCACUGAGACCGGUGUCCACCAGUGUCUCCAUAAGACAGACCUGAGACCUUGGGCAAGGCCUGCCUGGCUUUAUGUCUUGAUUUCUUUGUUUAUUCACUCAUCAUGUGAAUGGCUCCAGGGCUGCUCUGCACCUGACCACUGGGCUGCAUCCCCAGCCCUAUUUUUUAUUUUGAAACAAGGUCUUGUUAAAUUGCCCAGGCUGGGUUCAAAUUUGCAAUCCUCGUGCAUCAGCCUCCCAGGGUCUGGGAUUACAGGUGUGUGCCACUGCCCCCUACCCCUGGUCCUGUCCUUUCUAAGUUCCACCACUUCUCAAGAGGCCAUGGUUUGGAGACCAAGUGUUAAACCAACAAGCCCUUGGGGACACUUAUCCAAACCAUAACAGCGGAGAAGACAACUCGAGGCCCAGGUUGUAGACAUGCAAAGGCCCUAGGGUUCGAAGGCCAUAGAGGAGGAGGGAAGGAUGCUGAUGCCACACAGGGCGGAGGCUUCUGUUAGGGAGCAGAGGUGGAGGUAGGUGGAUGGGCCCCAGGGAUGUCCCAGCAGGGACACGGGUGGGCUGUGGUGAUGAAAAGGGUUUGGCUGUGGCACUGGAGAGGGGUUUAUGUAUGACAGACCUGGGGCACCCAUUUGGGGCCUGUUGAUUGGAGACCCUGGGGCUCAUCCUGUAGCUCAGGGGGCCCUUUUGCACAAGUUGGUGGUACAGUUUAACUUGCUGUCUCCUCCCUCCCCCUCUCCCUCCCCUUUCCUUCCUUCCUUUUUUUCUUUCUUCCUUUCUUUCUUUCUUUCUUUCUUUCUUUCUUUCUUUCUUUCUUCCUUUCUUCCUUCCUUUCUUUCUUUCUGUUUCUCCCUCGCUAGACCCAGGGUGGAGCCAAGGCCAUCCCCAGCCCUGUUUCUAUGUCUUAUUUUGAGGCAGGAUCCCACUAAGCCACUCAGUUGCCCAGGCUGGGCUCAAACUUGCGAUCCUCCUGCCUCAGCCUCCCGUAGUAGUGGGAUCACAGGUGUGCACCACUGUAUACAACUCAGUGCGGCUGUUUUUAAGGAAUAUGUAUACUGAGGAGGGAGAUUGGGGGACCUGGAGGUCCCUGAGGAGUGGUGAACGGGUCCCUCCCUGGAGCAGUGGUGGCUCUCAGGCAGGAGGGGACAGUGCGCUGCCAUCCUGGCCCAUGGGAGGGAGACCGGGGCUGGGGGAGCAGGGAGGAGGCUGUGUCUCUGGGGCUUGCUGUGGGCGGAGCCUGAGGAGGUCCGAGCCUGGCAGCCAGGAGGGAUCGAAGGUGAGCAGAGGGGUGGCUAUCAUGUCUCCUUGGGCUCCCUGUGUCCACUGGUAUCUGCUGGACCCAGGGCUGCACUGUGGCUGCGGCAUGUGCCUCUGCCCUGCAGUCUUCUCUUACUUACCCUUUUAUCUCGCCUCACACCCUCGGCAUUUCCGGCCCUGUGUCACCAGGCCUGGGGAGAGGCAGCCAAGGGUCUUGCGUCCACAGGCUCUGCCCCCUCCUACCUCGACUCUUCCAUGGAGCACACCUGUAAUCCUGGCACUCUGGGAGGCUGAAGCAGGAGGGUUCAAACAUAAGAAAAGCCGGGGACACAGCUCAGUGGGAAAGCGUUGGAUUCCAUGCUGAGUACGCAAGACUAAAGAAUCAGGGCCCCGGGCCCAGGCCUCCUUCCCUCCUGCUUUGGCCUCCUGGCCUCCCAUAGAGCCCUGUGUGAGCAUCCUCCCUCCAACCCUCCACCCCAGCAGGUCUGAGGUCUGAGCUCUGAGCUCUUCCCUGGGUGGGGUCCUCACCUCAGAGGGAAGGAGGAGGCGGAGGAGACCAGAGCCACCCAGAGCAACAGGCAGGAUCGAGUCGGUGGUGCUGGUGGCAUUCGGGACAGGAGCCGGGUCGCACUCCAUGUCUCUCCAUGACCUUCCCGUGGUGUAUGUGUGCGGGGCCCUGCAGGCCAGUACUGCACCCUCCCAGACCUCCACCUAGGAAACACGUGUGCUGCUUCCUUACCUCUGUCAUUCUUCCUCUGGUCGGGAGGGGCCAUUUGAAUGAAACCCAGGGUCUUUGCACUGAGGCACUGAGCUACACCCCCAGUUCUUGUUUUUGCUUUUGUUUCUGUGGAGGGAGACAGGGACUUCUUAAAAUGCUAAGUGACCCAAGUUCGCCCAAACUGGAAAUCCUCCUGCCUCAGCCUCCCAGAGUAUUGGGAUUAGGGCCUCUGCACCCCCGCUGGUGGUUGUCUCUCUGAGAGUGGGAUUCCUCUGGAGGUGCCCUCCCUCUUCAGCCCUGACCCAGUUGUUAGGGACCCUGAGCAGGCACCCCGAGGGGGUAGGGCAGUUGCUAAUGGGUGUCCUGGUUCUGCCCAGAGCAGACCCACAGUCCUUCUGCCUGGCAGGCAGCUGUCAGCUGGGAGCAGAGCGGAAGCCAUGCGGCUGCGGGCGGCAGAGGCCAGGCUGGAAAGAGGAAGCCGGGCUGAGUGGGUCUGGGAAGGGGGGCAGGACGAGGGUGGGGAGGAAGUCGCCCUCCCGAGGGUCCAGGUGUCCUGGGGAGGUGAGGGUAGCUGGAGAGGAGCUCAGGGGCUGAGUGUGUGGAGGGCAGCUGGGCUUGGCCUGGGGCCUUACACCCCUGCGAUGCUUGUGAUCUUGCUGCCACCCUGUCCCCAUGAAGGCUGCGCUGGCCUCGGGGACGCUGCAGUGGGGAGGGAGCCGGGUUGGGGCCAGGCCUUGUCCCUGGCCUCCCCACCCCGCAGGACGGUUCCAGGCUCAGUCACUGCAGUCAGGCUCUGUGCGGCAGUAUGGUGCACUAUGGGCUUCUGCCCUGCCCAAGACCUGCGUGCUGUGUGACCCAAGCAGCGACAUGACGUCUCUGGCCCCAGUCCCCCUCCCCCUGGCUGCUGUCCUGGAGUCCUGUCCAGGCUGCUGGAGGCCCCGGGAGCCCAGGAGUAGCCGGGGCCGGGCCCUGUGGCUGGGCUCCUGCCAAGCCCGAGGCUUCCUGUACCCGGGCCAAGCCCUGUUGUACCCUGAGCUCGCUAUCAGGAGCUGCCUAGCUUGGACACACACUCUAGUUCUGUUAUUCCAUGUCUGAGUUUUGAUUAACAUAUCACUUUGUUUUAUUUUACUUUUUUGGGGUAUGGUCUUGCUGGACAGUUCGGGCUGGCCUUGAACUCACUAUGUGGCUCAGGCUAGCCUCAAACUGGCAGUGAUCCUCCUGCCUCAGCCUCUCGGGUGCUGGGAUUAUAGGCACGCAUGUGACACUCGGUGUGAAUCACAUGUCUUCACUGGGUGUGUCCAUAGGGCUCAGUGUGCUAUUUCAAUAAAUGCCAGUCAAAUCCAGCCUCCCUUCCCUGCCUCUUUUAAUAACUACUCUAUAUCUGGGUCACUUCUUCACAGGAUAAGGGGGCAGAAAACCUGUCAGUGUCUGGCUGAUUUCACUUUCUGAAGUGACCUAUAGUACUAUCCAUUUUGCUGUAAUGAUGGCUUGCAGGCCUCUUCCUGGCUAGGUAGUACUCUAUAGUCACUCCUCUUCCUGGCUGAGUAGUACUCCGUUGUAUUUACACACCUCAUUUUCUUUUAUUAUUUUUUUUUUAUACCUCAUUUUCUUUAUCCACACACUCGGCCACUGAACUUGGUUCCACACCUCAGCCAUUGUGAACAGAUCUGUGCUCCUUGUACCUCAAACUAUUGGUGAUGGGCCUAGCAUGGAGAUCCUCCUCCCUUCCUACUCUGACCUGUACCCCUGGAGCCCUAGCUGCUGCCAGUUAUGGGACAACAAACUGCCCUCGCCAGGGAUGACUUUCAGGCCUCUGCUGAAAAAUGAGAAAAGGAAGAGUUUGCUCAAAGGGUUUCAGAGGGGCUCCAGGGCCUAGAGCAGUGCAUGGGUGCUGCUUCCUGGCUGCUCUCUGCACCCCAUGCUGUACCUGCUCUGUUCUCCACUGCUGUUCUCUCUCAGCCUGGGCUGCCAGGGGACUCCGCUGCCCCUUCUCCAAUGCCAGCUCUGGCCCUCUGGGGUCCCCCUUCCCUCCCUUCUGCUCCCUUCCUUUCUCUGUUCUUCUUGCUCUGAGGCUCUCUGAGCUCCUGUGGGACCCCCCCACGGGCCUUUCCUGAGCUGUACAUGGCUCUGGGGACCCUGUCAUCCACGAGAGGCCAGACGGAUCCAGGGAAGCACUGCUGCGGUCACCUGAAGACUCCGUCGUGCACACGUGGCUGUUUGGGGGGCUGCUGGACCUUCUCCUUCUCCAGGGAACAAGCACUGGGGCAUUUGGAAGGCACAGGCCAGCUAUAGAGGAUUCACAUGGGAUUCAUCUGAGCACGAAUGUGGGAAGGGAUGCAGCCUGGGACCCCAGGCAUAGCGACGCUUUGAGCAAGGCCUGGUGACAGGCAGGGGCUGUCCCCUACUGACUGGCCCUGCCAGCCAGGCAUCAAGAUGCUGAGUCUGAAGCUCCCCAGGCUGUUCAACAUAGACGAGGUGCCCCAGGUGUUCCAUGAGCGGGGCAUCCUCUUUGGCUACCGGCAUCCACAAAGCUCUGCCGCUGCCUGUCUGCUCAGCCUGUUCCAGCUGACCAAUGAGACCCUCAACAUCUGGACCCACUUGCUGCCCUUUUGGUAUCUUCCUGCCCCCUUGACCAUUUGGGACCCCAGGGACCACGGGUUCUUUGCGUGGAGGUUUGUGACUGUGCUGUGCAUGACAGACAUCUGGAAUGACAGCUACUCAUGGCCCAUGCUUGUGUACAUGUGCACCAGUUGUGUGUACCCCCUGGCAUCCAGCUGCGCGCACACCUUCAGCUCCAUGUCCAAGAAUGCCCGGCACAUCUGCUACUUCCUGGACUAUGGUGCCGUCAAUCUCUUCAGCCUGGGCUCGGCCAUUGCCUACUCCGCGUACACCUUCCCGGACGUGCUGGUGCGCUCGGCCUUCCGGGACUACUACGUGGCCCUGGCCGUGUUCAACACUAGCCUCAGCACUGGCCUCUCCUGCUAUUCCAGGUUCCUUGAAGUCCACAAGCCUAGGCUUUCCAAGGUGCUGCGUAUCCUGGCCUUCGCCUACCCCUACCUCUGGGACUCUCUCCCCAUCUUCUACAGGCUCUUCCUGUUCCCGGGGGUCAGCGCCCAGAAUGAGGCCGUCCUGCACCACCAGAGGCACAUGGCCAUGACCCUACUGGCCACUCUGCUGUAUUCCACACACCUGCCCGAGCGCCUGGCCCCAGGUCGCUUUGACUACAUCGGUCACAGCCACCAGCUGUUCCACGUGUGCGUGAUCGUGGCCACGCACAUGCAGACGGAGGCCAUCCUGCUGGACAAGGCGCUGAGGAGGGAGUGGCUGCUCGCCGUGUCACAGCCCCUGUCCUUCCCACAGAUAGCGGCCGCCCUGCUCCUGUGCUUGCUCUUCAGCCUGGCCAAUAUCAUUUACUUCUCAGCUGCUCUAUAUCGGACUUCCGACGCAGAGUUACGCAAAAGGGAAACGUGAAACGUGAGCCAGGCCAGAGGCUCCCGGGCCGAUGGCACUGCUUGGCAGCGCCCCCCAGAGGCUGGGGGGCUGGAGGCGUGGUCCUGGUUUGCAGAGGCUGCGAGCUCCCGACUACUCUAGGGUGCUUUCGACUGUGUUCAUGUCGGAAGGUGUUUAACACGAUUUCUCUACAUGAGUCCUGAUUUAGGAUGUGUGAUUUUAAAAUGGGCCUGAGUAAGUCCUUCUUUGCUCUCUUUAACGUGGUACUGAGAACUGAACCCAGGGCCUUGGUACUGUGCUAUAUCCUGGUCUUUUUUUUUUUUUUUUUUUUUUUGUCUUUUUCCUUUUUAUCGGUACCGGGGAUAGAACUCACGACUGCCUGCUUGCAAGGCAGGCACUUAUGCCGCUGAGCUAAAUCCCCAGCCCCAUCCUGGUCUUCUUUAAACUUUUGUUGUUGUUGUUGUUUUCAAACAGGAGCUCGCUAAAUUGCCCAGGCUAGAUUUGAACUUGCGAUCCUCCUGCCUCAGCUUCCCAGAAUCCUGGGGUUACAGGCAUGCAGUGCUACCCCUGGCUGUCUUACUCUUUAUAAACUGAAGUUCAUUUGGUGAAUUUCAUGUCAGGAAGCUUCUCCCAAGGCCUCCAGAGUAGCCUGACAGCUCCUUUGGGAGAAUGAGCAGGAACGGUCCCUAGGAGGACCUGGGGAAGAGGAAGGAGAGUGAGUGGCAGUCUUGGGGACUGGGGAAACAUUCAGAAUUCAGAGAUGCCACCUGGGGGAAGAAUGAGCUGGAGCAGAAGCCUCUUCCCAUAAGUCUCCUCUGCCUUCAGAGUGCAAGCUUCUAUAUCCUUUGGUGAUUUGGUGAUUCUCCUGCCUCAGCCUCCUGAGUGCUGGGAACUGCUUUGUUUAAAUCCACAGCCUGUGGCUGGGUGUUAUGUCCUAUCAUGCCCUGUCCUCGUGGUGCCCAUUUGAGCACCAAGUAUCAUGAAGUAAAGUGAGUCAGGCUGUGGAGGUGGAGCGAAUUCCAACUGGUUAAUCCCUUGUCAGUGGAGGGCUGCAUUUGGGGGUACAACACAUUUGCUGUUGCUUGGCCUUGCAAAUGCACUGCUGACUUUACGAUUCCCAUGUGGAGGAUGCCAAAGACCUUGCCUCAAGCCUUAUUGUGAGUCAGAAGCGCCAGGUACAGCUUGUGACAAAUGCAGAUUCUCAGGUGGCUUAAGGGACCCUCUUCACUGGUUAGAUGUGCCCCUCUGAUUGUUCCAGUGCAGAGGGACCCUGGGCCUCACCUGAAGUUGUGCUUGCUGGUGCCUUCCAGAAGAGAUGGGCUCCAUCAGCUGUGCCUUGGUGGAUGCCUGUUGCAGCCACUGGGCUCCUCAGCGUGUAUCUCCUGCUUUUUUCUCCACUGAAAUGGAGCUGCGUGGGUCAAACUGCCAAAAAGAAGGAAUAAAUAAAGCUGAGGGGAUUGCAGAGGUGGGGGUCUCAUGUAUGUGAGUCUGAUACCCAGAGCUCUCACAAAACGCUCUGGCAGAACCACAACCAGGCACAGACCAGUACUUCUGUGAGGAUGGCCGAGCAGCCGUCUCUAUGAUAGACAGAAACUGCUGUCCUGUUUUGAAAACACGGCGUAGGCUGCUCUUCCUCUGGCCUGACCUCGUGGGGCAUGCACCUAAAGAAUCACAGCUCUGGUAUCUCCAGAGCCACACCUGUCCCCAAAUAAACCCCUCCUCUUUGGAGAAUCUAUUGUCGAAGUUGGCAGUGUUGAAACACAGCACGCUCUUGCUGGCUGCCUGACUCAUUAAAGUUCAGUAUUUUAGGGUGUUCUCUGGGUGUGCAGAAAUGCUCCCAUACCCGACUGUACACCCCUCCAACUCCUGAUCUGCACCCCAGCCUGUCUCAGCCUCUUGCUUCUACGACAGGACUCCCCAGAAUGGCUCAUGGGCUACCCUCGAAGGACAACUCAACAGUGCAUGUUGGGUGACAGUGGCUGAGAAAUAUGACUCCAUCAUUUGAGUGUGUGGUUACCUCCAGGAGGGAAGGGCCAGCUGAUGCAAUUAUACGGGCUGGUAAACUUGGGAUGCAUUAAUUGCAAGCUGUAGGAUGAAUGUUGCUUCUGGGCAAUAAUCUGAUGCCGCUAGCAGACUGCUGUAUCAGCGGGGUCUGUAGGCUUCUGUUGCUUCUCACUAUGAUUCCAGUAUUUUUUCUUCCAGCUUUUUUUGGGGUACCAGGGAUCAAAUUCACAACAUUGCGCUUGCCAGGCAGGUGCUUACACAACUGAGCUAAAUCCCCAGCCCCAGUAUUUUUUCUUUUCAGACAGGGUCUUGCUACAUCAGCCAGGUUGGGCUUAAACUCAUGAAGAUCCUCCUGCCUCAGCCUUUGGAGUGCUGGGAUUAUGGGCCUGUAGUACCACACCUGGUUUAUAACUCUAAUUUUAUAGAGACAAAAGGUAUAAAGUUUAAGCACCCUUUUCUAAUAAUGCCAAAGACAAAGUGUUUCAAAUUUUCAUUUAUUAGGAACAAAAUGUUUUCGGUUUGGUUUAGAAAUAGCUGGAAGAUUGGAGUGACCACUGUGAAGGGCUUUUAGACUCUUGAAUCUUUACUACUUUUUCACCAGGCUUGAUGAUAAGAAUAAAACACUUUCAACUGAAUAAGAUCAAGUGUUUCACAAUGUUUUCUUAAAUUUGGUCAACUUUAAUAGUUGUAUGCUUUUGGACAAUGUUAUCAGUUACAGGUUUUUUGGGUUUUUUUUUUUUUUUUUGAGACAGGAUCUUACUAUGUAGUUUAGGCUGGCCUCAAACUCAUGGGUGAUCCUUCUGCCUCAGCUUCCCAAGCACAAAUGCUGAGGUUACAGGUGUGUGCCACCAAGCACUCCCCGCUGCAAUUUUAUAAUGGUUUUGUGGAGCACCGAUUGUAAAGGGUCUAAUGUGGAACAGAAUGGGUUCACAGACACUAAUCAUCAUUAAGUAAUAGGCAUUAGAUGUUUAUAGCCACACAGUUUGUAAUAGCUAGAUCUUGGAAACAACCUAAAUGCCCAUCACCUGAGGAAUGGAUAAAAAAGAUAUGGUAUUUUUAUACAAUGGAGUAUUACUCAGCCAUAAAGAAGGAUAAACUGGGGAUUUUUAUAGGUAAAUGGAUGCAAUUAGGGACCAUACUCAUACGUGAAAUAAACCAGACUUGUAUGUGUAAA